Messenger RNA from Exaiptasia diaphana, 2841 nucleotides. Its product is annotated as negative elongation factor B. NCBI's taxonomy places the organism in Eukaryota, Metazoa, Cnidaria, Anthozoa, Actiniaria, Aiptasiidae. Gene Ontology annotation, biological process: negative regulation of transcription elongation by RNA polymerase II. The record is from RefSeq and is a predicted model, not a curated record. Gene Ontology annotation, cellular component: NELF complex; nucleus. The coding region runs from base 149 to 1876 and encodes 575 amino acids. The transcript has 6 exons.
CUCAACAGUCAUGCGCAUUCGGCUUCGGCCGAUGUCCGCCAAAUGGCGAAUAAAUGAUUCUCCAGCAAAAAUAGUCCUCAAAGUAGGUAGUUUUGAUUUCAGUUCUUGAAUUUUACCUGAAUUUUUAGUUCAAACACUUAAGUUCGUCAUGGCGGGCUUUGAGCGUGCUGGCUUGCCUGGUUGUGAAUAUAUUCGACAAACUUUGACGAAUUCUCCUGACUUGGCAGCCGCCAUUGAGAACUUUCAACAUGACAAUGGAGUUCUCUUGCCAUCGCUGCAAUCAGCACUGCCUUUUCUUGACUUACAUGGUGUUGGAAGAUUGGAGUUUCAUACAUCGGUGAUGGAUCACUUAAAAGAUACUGUCCUGCGAAAACUGAAGACACUAGAAGAGUCUAAGUUGAAAGAGCUUUUAGAACAAUCAUUUCCUUUUAUUCACGUGGAAGAACUUAGACCAGUUGUCAUGCAGAUCAUGAAAUAUCUUCCUAAAGUGAGCGAUGAGUGCCUUGAGCACAUAGCUAAUGACACAAAACUUUACGAAGACUGCACAAUAGAAGUCAAAAGACAAAUAUGGGUAAAACAUCACCAUCUGUUUGGAGAUGCAGUAGGGCCUUUGUUAAAGCAAUACCUAGAAGCAAAGUAUACUCUACUGCAUGCUACUGACGCCCAUUCAUGCAGUGACUUUUUCUCUAUUUCAUCUAAAGUUAGACGUCAAAAUUCAGUUGUCCAGGAUCUGGCAAAAAUGAUAGGAAAGUCCUUGCAGCUCUAUAAUUUAGUCUUACAGUUUUUAAGAACAUUGUUCCUUCGAGCUAAUGAAGUUCACUACUGUACUCUGCGGUCAGAGCUGUUAAUGGCUGUUCAUGAUCUAGAAGUAAAAGAUAUCAAAGACAUUGACCCAUGUCAUAAGUUUACAUGGUGCUUAGAUGCUUGUAUUAGAGAAAAGAAUAUUGAAGGGAAAAGAAUACGAGAAUUACAUGGGUUCCUUGACGCUGCUAAAAAGGAAGAAGAACGUGUUGUAGGUGAUAUUGCCAUGAUACUAUGUGAUCCAUUUGCUGUAAAUACCAUAGCAAAAAGUAUUAUCAAACUGCUUCAAAGACUGGUUCAUUCAGAAACCCUUCCUAGAACCAACAAUGAUGUAAACUUUUUGCUGCGGUUGUUAAGCCUUGGUGUUGGUGCAUGGGAUAUGAUAGAAAAGCAGGCCUUUAAAGAGCAGCCAGUGAAUCCAGAUCUGGCCGACAAGUUUCUUCCUUUCAUCAUGUCGUUGAUGGUGGAUAGCUCACUGAGGACCUACAGUGAUAAAGUACCAGAAGAUGACAUUGAAGAAGAACUGUUGACAGUUGGUCACAAACAUGCUCAAGACUUCAUGGAUAUGCUGGCCACUGAUAAAGUUGCCUUUACCCUGUCUUGGUGCUAUCUACUGAGUCUGCUCAAGCAAAAAGACAAAGGUUCUGUAUUACAUGUCCUGCCAUGGUUUGUGUCUCCCUGUCAAUCAAGACCAUUAGAUGAGAUUGAGCUGCACACCCUAGUCACAUCGUUGGUGGGAAUGCAAGAUGAGUUUGCUAAUGCUGAUUUCUGUAAUGCUGUAUUUGAUAACUUUCUACUUGGUCUGACGUCACAGACUGCAGCCAUAAGACAUACUCUGAGGCUGCUUUGGUUUGUGUAUCCUAAGAUUUACUCACAUAAAGUUGUACAGAUUCUUACUGCAACUCAACCAGAAAGUGAGCAUCCUGAAGCCAUCCAUGAACUUCAUUCAGCGUUGGUAGAUCGUAUUGCUAGUGCCAACCCAUCUACACCUUCACAAGAACAGACAUCAUCAGUGUCAUCAAUGGGUUCCUCUUCUCACAGUCCUCUAGAAUACAUACAGCCAGACAGUUCAUAGUAUCAUAUAGCAAAUAACAACCAAAAACAAAAGAGUUAUCCAUACUAAUCUACUUCAGCCUUCAUCAGAGAGGUGAUGAAUUGACCUAGUUCAUUAUGACGUCACAUCAAAACAUUCUAUUGUUUUAACGCUAAGGAUUAUGGUCGCCAGAAGGGAACAGAGUGACUGCAUUUCAAAUAAAAUGUACAUGAACAAUCAUUUAUACACGAUAUAUAUCAAAACACGAUUCAUUGAAGUUCUACUUUAGUAGACAAUAUAAAUUGGUCCAAAUUUCCACUGUUUUGAGCAUCGUGUUCCCAUGCAAACAUACUGUGACGUCAUAAUGAAAUAGGGCAAUUCACCUAAGUGAAUAAGUAAUAAGUAUUUCAAAGUCUGUUGGUUUAGAUUUAUUUAUUUGUAUUAUUAGAUUUCACCAGCACUGAUAAGUGAAACUAGAGUUUCAAAGCACAGCUUAAUGUGUCCACCAAGCAGGAGUCUUAUCUCACUAAUAGCAUGCGAGUGUAGACAGGGUGUAAUGCAUCCCAUUUUGAAGUGUAAUUUAGUUUACUCGCAGUCAGUUCCCACGGUAACAACAUGUAAAAACAAUUAUGUAAUACAGAAUGGGUCAUUUGCUGCUGCGACACCAUUUUCUCGUACAAUGCAACGGUCAAUGGAGUCCUUGUGAAUAUUUACCAUUUUCGUGUUUUCUUAACAAAAAUUUAGCAGUUUUUAAGUUUUUGUAAAGAAAAUAGUAGUUGUAGCUGGAAUUGUGCAAGGACUACAUUUUCCUUACUUUUAUUUGUCCCCAAAAUGGCGUCGCAACACAUUGCAUGGUAACUUGGAACCAAAAACAAAAUAUAAAUAUUCCAAAUGACUACACAGACAAGUUGUAUGUAUACAGAUCAACUAAGUAAAAGAAGCGUUUAAAAGGAGAUGUAGUAUAUUUUAAGCAAUAAAUAUUAUUAUUAAAUGUUGUGGGAAAAGUU